Messenger RNA from Aspergillus heteromorphus CBS 117.55, 1146 nucleotides. RefSeq lists its product as uncharacterized. The coding region runs from base 1 to 1146 and encodes 381 amino acids. The transcript has 7 exons. Lineage: Eukaryota; Fungi; Ascomycota; Eurotiomycetes; Eurotiales; Aspergillaceae. The record is from RefSeq and is a predicted model, not a curated record.
AUGUCCUAUGGCGGAGAUGUCAAUCGAGGGCCUUUCCUCAAUACCCUCAACUGGAUCCUCCAGGCCUUCUCUCUUGUUGCUGUGAUACUCCGACUACUCUCCCACCGGCUACGCGACAAGCAUGACUGGGGGGUCGAUGACCUUCUCAUUGUUCUGGCAGUUGCUAUUCAUCUAGCCCGAUCAAUCCUCCUAUCCAUCUCCAUUGAAGCCGGCUUCGGGCGACAUUUACCGGAGCUACUCGAGCAUGAGCCCGCCGAGAAAGUCACCCAUCUGCUGCACGAGCUGGUGGUGCUGCAGGCGAUCGGGCUCUGGACGUUCGCUGUGCCAAAACUGCCGGUAGUUGCGCUGCUCGUCCGGCUCUUUGGUCGAGUCACGCGGCACGCAGUCGCCUUGUAUGCCUCGGCCUUGGCUCUGAUUGUUUUGGUUACAGUGAUUACCAUCACCACAUUUGUCCAAUGUACCCCCGUGGCUGCCCAGUGGGAUACUUCCCUCCACGGCAAAUGCUGGAAUCGAGACAUUAAUGUGGAUUUGGGGUAUCUGGCUGGAGGUAUGCUUACGUUCCGCCUCUACUCUUUCUGGAAACUUUAUGGCUCUAAUGCGAGUGUUCUGCAUAUCCGGAUCCUGCAGAUGGAACGCAGUCGGAAGGCUUUGAUUGCCGGGUCGAUGAGUCUCGGGUUCCUAGGCGGGAUUGUCACGGUCUACAAAUUAACCACCAUCCAUCAAAUCAAUGACACCCUGGACCCCACCUGGGCCACCGUGCCGCUCGAAGUCUGGAAUAGCGUCGAAGGCUGCGCCCUCAUCCUCGCCGCCUGCGGUCCCAUGGUCCGUCCCCUGAUCAACAGUCUCUUCCAGUCUAUAUGGAUGCCCCUGUCUAGGCUGGGAAGCAACUUUACCAACACCCAGCCAUCGCAGACUACCGACUUGCCCACGACGGCUACUAGUGCGGGUGCAACUCUGUCGCUGUCCUCGACUGCUGAUGAUGGCGUCACACUUCUGAAGCAGAGUAGUCACCAGAAGAGGGAUUACAGUCAGGUGGAGAUGGCGAGAGGGAUUCCUUUGGCGGAGAUGCGGAAGGGUGACGCUGGUGGUCGUGGGGGGCGGGAACGGAUGAGGCGGUGGUUGGAUGGUGUUGGGCAUCGGAAAUGA